Plectropomus leopardus (leopard coralgrouper) is the source of this 1926-nucleotide messenger RNA. RefSeq names its product dual specificity phosphatase 2 (gene dusp2). NCBI's taxonomy places the organism in Eukaryota, Metazoa, Chordata, Actinopteri, Perciformes, Serranidae. Gene Ontology annotation, biological process: protein dephosphorylation; endoderm formation; negative regulation of MAPK cascade. Gene Ontology annotation, cellular component: cytoplasm; nucleus. The record is from RefSeq and is a predicted model, not a curated record. Gene Ontology annotation, molecular function: MAP kinase tyrosine/serine/threonine phosphatase activity.
UCACCAGACCUGAAGGACAGUGCUCUCUAGACAGGCUACAUUUACAGUAGAUUUUACUGUCAUCUUCAAAAGUUCUUUAACAACAGGAAAAACACCGUAUUUAUUUUUUUAUUCUUUGAUUUUUUUAGUUGUUGAGAACAAAAACUUUGUUAUUUAUUAUUACGUUUAGAUUAUUUUAAAUAAACUUUUUUCAGCCAUGAGUUCAAGCAGUGAGCCUUUGGAAAUAACCGGCAAUGAGCUGGUUCACAUACUCAGGACCCCCAGGGAGCAGUACACCUCUGCUGGGUGUACGGUGCUCGAUUGCAGACCUUUUCUCGACUUUUCUUUUGCUCACAUUUGCGAGUCCCGAAACGUCAACUGGAACUCAAUGCUGCGUCGAAGAUCCAAGAGCUCGGUGGUGGCUCUGGAGUGGCUCAUCCCGGACAAGGCGCUCCUGGGCCGGCUGCGGCGCGGGGAGUUCUCCCCGGUGGUGGUGGUGGAUGAGAGGAGCUGCUCCGUGGCCGAGCUGAAGGCAGAGAGUGUGGCCCAGAUGCUGCUCACCGCACUGCAAAACGAAGUUCACACGCAGAUCUGCUUUCUACAAGGUGGAUUUGAGGGAUUUUCAGAGGCCUAUCCAGAGCUCUGUUACAGCUCAGCCAGCAAUCACCUCCCUACAGUGGAACCAGAGCCAACAGUGACAGGUCGGAGGACACCAGCAUAUGAUCGGGAUGGUCCAGUGGAGCUGCUGCCCUUCCUGUUUUUGGGCAGUGCUAUCCACUCCUCCCGCAAAGAGACCCUCGCAGCAGCAGGCAUUACAGCUGUGCUCAACGUUUCCUCUACAUGCCCUAACUUCUAUGAGGGGGAGUUUCAGUACCUGCGGCUUACUGUGGAGGACAGCCUCGCUGCUGACAUCAGGGCCUGCUUCUCCACGGCUAUCGCCUUCAUUGACUCAGUGAAGCAGAGUGGCGGUCGGGUGCUGGUGCACUGCCAGGCAGGUAUCUCUCGCUCUGCCACCAUCUGUCUGGCCUACCUCAUGCACACGCAGCGCGUCAGGCUGGAUGAGGCCUUUGACUUUGUGAAACAGCGGCGUCAGGUCAUCUCCCCGAACCUGGCCUUCAUGGGACAGCUGCUGCAGUUCGAGACAGACGUGCUCUGCCAGGGGUGAAGACACAGACGCAUUAAACGGAAGGAAAUCUUCACCACUGUUCUUUUUAAUUAAUUCUCCUGCCUCUUGUAGGCAUUGACUCAGAGCAUUAUCAAGACUCACGUGUGCAAAUGUGUUUCUUGUACUAUUGAGGGUACUACAUUUCAGGAGUGAAUACUUUGUACAUUGUGAGAAAAGCUUCAUGUGCUGCUGGCAUCACAUGGCUGGUGAAUCUGGACUACUAAGAAACUGACAAACAGCAGCUGGCAAUAUAAACCUGUUAUGAACCACUGUGAUUGUGAGCAAGCAAGUUGGAGCAGCUAUGAGGUGAUUUCCCUGACGUUUUAUACUCGAGGGAAAUGGUGCCUGCUUGUCUGGUUUUAUGUGUUACUUUGUUUGACGUAUGUGCCUGAUCUUUUGCAAGGGCGGUCUUAUUUUCAUACUGAAAGUCAUUCCUUCACAUUUACGACACUGUGACAUGAAAUGUCUUUUUAUAAGGCAACACUGUGUUAACUACUUAUGGCAAUACUGGACGAAUCUCAAGUUUAAUUGUCUAUUUUCUUUCUUUUUUUUUAAAUCACCAAUUACUGUUGGUGUGUUAUCAUGCUGUAUCCUGAGAUAGAUUACACUUUGUACAAGCUGGAAGAAGUUGUUUUUAUUUUGUAAAUAGAUUUUUUAUUUUUAUUUAUUACUUGUAAUGGCAGUGUAGCAUUAUUACUGUCUGUUAAUGCACUUUAUACCCACAUGGUUUGGCUUAUUCCUGCUUUUUUCCACCAAAAUAAAAACAUGCAGGAGAACACUGA